Molecule: messenger RNA, 4024 nt
Organism: Etheostoma cragini (Arkansas darter)
Lineage: Eukaryota; Metazoa; Chordata; Actinopteri; Perciformes; Percidae
Gene: sall4
Product: spalt-like transcription factor 4
Exons: 4
Coding region: 100-3366 (1088 amino acids)
Biological process (GO): regulation of transcription by RNA polymerase II
Cellular component (GO): nucleus
Molecular function (GO): DNA-binding transcription factor activity, RNA polymerase II-specific; RNA polymerase II cis-regulatory region sequence-specific DNA binding
Source: RefSeq, a predicted model, not a curated record
UGCGCAUUUCUACUUGAGGGGCUAAUUUUCCAAGCCAAAGGAGUUGUUGAAGAAGCACAGGGAAAUUGUUGGUUACUCUUUGCUCCUGAUGCUUGCACCAUGUCGAGGCGCAAGCAAGCCAAACCGCAGCACAUCAACUCCGACGAGCCCGGUGCGUUACAAAAUGGGAUUCUUCAAGACAAUCAAGCUGAGGAGACUGGAAAUGAUGUGAAGAGGCUCAGAAUGGAUGAGACCAGGGUCUGCAACAAAUGUUGCGCCGAGUUCUUUGAUGAAACCGAAUUUCUGGAGCAUGAGAAAAAGUGCACUAAAAGUCCGCACGUGGUCGUCAUGAAAGAUGGAGAUGGCAAUGAAGUGCCUGAAGAGUAUUCCCAAGGCUCUCCUGACGACCUGAGUGACCAGGAUGAUAGCCAGUCCAGCAGUCAUUCCAUAUCAAAUGUCAAUGCAGACCCCCUGGAAAGAACAGAGGAAGGGUCCAGCAUGAAUGCAGAAGACUCGGGACAGCAGGAUCAGACGGAGAUGCCUGCGAGCCCUGAGAUGCCUUUCCAUCCCUCACAGAAAAUGCAAGAUUCAAAUGUCACUCUUGAAACCAUUGCAGACACUAAAGUGGCUGUCUCCCAAAAUUAUUCAAACAAUAAGUCCCUGACCUCAUCGCAGGAUGCGAUACAGACUAUCCCGAUGAUCUUGGAACAGUUGGUGUGGCUCCAGCAACAGCAGCUCCAGCAAAUCCAGCUCACAGAACAGAUACGAAUCCAAGUAGCCAUGAUGACGCCACAAGGUCUCCAGUCAUCAGUAGGGGCAGCAAUGGAUCCUCUGAAAGCCCUCGGUGCACAUCUCUCCCAACAGCUGUCCGCCGCAGCAGCUCUGAUAGGAAAAAGGACCGGCAGUCAGAGCCUUUCUAUGGAGACGAUGAAGCAAGGUAAACUACCUCUGCCCACAAGCAUCCCUAGCUCUCUACCUGGAGGACUGGGAUCUAUGGCUUCUAAAACAGACAUUUUGAAGGGUGUUCCAGAUCUGGCUAGCCGUUUACCAGCACAACUGCCACAAUCAUCAGGUGUCAUGGGUUUCACCAGCACCUUCAAUGGUGUCCAAGGAGGGAUUGAAUCCUCCAAAAAAGUCAAGGCGAAGAUUCCAAACCCCCAACCAGAAAUAAAGAACGGUGAAUCGUUAUACAAGCACAAGUGCAAGUACUGCGGAAAGAGCUUUGGCAAUGACAGUGCUCUCCAGAUUCACUUGCGUUCUCACACCGGGGAGAGGCCCUUCAAGUGUAACAUUUGCGGAAACCGCUUCACAACCAAAGGAAACCUCAAAGUGCAUUUCCAGAGGCACAGGGACAAGUAUCCUAACAUCAGCAUGAACCCACAUCCUGUGCCAGAGCACCUUGAUAACAUCCCCACCAGCAGUGGUAUUCCCUUUGGCAUGUCUGUGCCAAUGGACGAGUCAAAUAUGACCGAUGUUGCGCCUAUGCCAGGCCAUCCUGCUGUUGGCUUCCACUCGUCACCCGCACCAGGAUUCAAGACAUUUGACAGCUUUGCAGGGGACCAAUUUUCCCACAGACCCUCGCCGUCAACAAAUGAUGGCUCGCCAUCUGUUUCCUCAGUGUUUGGCCAGGAGACUGGAGCAGAUCAGAAUGAUACUAAAGAACUGCUUGGAGUUCUGCAUCAUAUGAAUGGUACUUCCCUCAUAGGAGAACAAAGCUCUGGAACAGCAAAACUUCAGCAGAUGGUUGAUGGCCUGGAAAAGAGGACCAGUGACCCAAACGAGUGUGUUAUCUGCCAUAGGGUGCUCAGUUGCCAGAGCUCACUCAAAAUGCAUUACCGCACACACACCGGCGAGAGGCCCUACAAGUGCAAAAUCUGUGGACGUGCUUUCUCCACCAAGGGUAACCUCAAGGCCCAUUAUGGAGUGCACAGGGCUAACACUCCUCUCAAAAUGCAGCACUCGUGUCCCAUCUGCCAGAAGAAGUUCACCAACGCUGUGGUUCUGCAGCAGCACAUUCGUAUGCACAUGGGUGGGCAGAUCCCCAACACCCCGAUGCCAGAAAACCAGUUUGAAGCAGCAGAAGCAAUGGAGUCCUCUCUAUCAGAAGAGAAGUCUAUGGACAUCAAUGGUUUUGAAGCGAGCAUGGAGGAUCAUGAGCCAGAGCUAAACUCCCAGAAGCCAAACGAUACCUCAGAUUCCCUUCUGCCUGGCUCUGAGGAACAACCACAGAUGCACACUGCCCCCGCCGUGUUUUCCAGUCUUGACGUCUUGAAGAAUCUCACCUCUGCUCUUGCACUGAAACGACAGAGUAGCACCGCUUCGGAAAGUGAGGGAACGUCCAAAGAAUCGGCUCCCAGAGAACAGGAAUAUCACAAUGGCCGCAGUCCUGCAGUUUCGGACUCAGCCUUGUCAUUUCAUUCAUCUUCGCCACUAAACAACAACAGUAGCCUCAACAAUAACAACAUGAGUAGUAGCAAGUCUCCAGAGUCUGCUGUGAAUGAAUUUGCCCACAGCGUACCUCAACCAGAGAGUGAUGGCGCCGCUCAAGGUGGCACUGAGUCAAGUGGAGCCCUUGACCUCACAGCUUCCAGCAGUUUCAUCCCCAAAGUGAUCAAAGAAGAGCCUGGCGUGCCAGAAUAUGUUCCUGGUAACCUGUCUUUCAUGAGGAUACCGUCAAGUCUGGCAAGCCUGGAGAUUAAGCUUUCUCAAGAGAAUCCUUUGAGCGCUCAUGGUUUGUUCAGUUCCCAUAUGCCUCAGGGUACAGCCAUGACCUCCAUCUCCAGUGCACCACGACGUUCAACCAAACAGCACGUGUGUUAUACAUGUGGCAAGAACUUCUCAUCUGCCAGUGCCUUGCAGAUCCAUGAGCGCACUCACACUGGGGAGAAGCCAUUUGGCUGCAACAUCUGCGGCAGGGCUUUCACCACCAAAGGAAAUCUAAAGGUGCAUAUCGGCACGCACAUGUGGAACAACACGUCCCGGCGUGGCCAGCGUCUAUCUCUGGAUAAUCCCAUGGCUAUGAUGGCAAUGGGCUCCGAGGCAAAGAUGUUGCCAGAAUAUAUGCAGGCCCCCAAAGAACUGGGUGUUCCCUCGAUGAACUUUGACCAGUCUGUAUGGAACCAGUAUGCUGCUGCCUUCAGUGGGGGCCUGACCAUGAAGACCAAUGAAAUUUCUGUUAUCCAGGGUGGUGGCAUCCCACUCCCUGGGAGCCCUGCCGGUGGGCCUCUGAUUGGAUCCACCGGAGGCCUCGUGAAGAUGGAUGGAUCCCACUCUGGCUUGCCUGCCACCAUGGCCGAAAUGGAAAAGAACAGCGCCGGCAGCGUACCAAAAUCACAGUUCCCACAUUUCAUGGAAGAGGGUAAAAUUGCAGUUAAUUCUGCUUUUUAGCCUUCAGUCAAUUUACCACCUGAACUCCAGUUUUUGAAUGUGUCAUUUUGAACGAGGUACAAUCAAUAUUCAGAAAAAACAACCUUGUUGAAUCUACUUAGAUUGGUUGACAUUUCCAGUUACUUCAUUGCCGCUCUCUCCCCUCCAGAUCUGAACAAUUCUCAAGUGUUAAUUUUAGUUUAACUUGACAUAACUACUGUAGUUUUAUUUCAUUUAAAUAUAUAUGCGGGUAUUUUUUUCCUGCAACUUGUUUUGCUGUCUAUCCAGAAGUUUGAAUGUAUAACUUACUUGAAAACCGCUUUAACUCAAGACUGUCUCCUUGAUACCUUUUUUUGAAGGAUUGUGACUUUACUAGGAAGUUUCAGGGCAUGACUUUUUAAGGACAUCAUGUCCAUGUCUCAGUGUUCAAAAAUGAUGGUGUAGUUAACUGCAUGUAUCUAGAAUGAUUACUUUCCCUCUCUUGUGUGCCAUGGAUUUUAUGACAUUGUACAUUUUGGUAGUGGUAAAUGUCAUUAGCAUAUAUCAUUUUGAAGGGGUGUUUGAUCAGACAGGCAGAUUAUUCCAUUACAUCAUAGUACAACAGUCCAGUCGUUGGUGACGGAUAAUGUAGUUUACAAAACAGACUUUUAUCACGGUUGCAUUGGUACUAAGACCACUU